CUCUCAGCUGAAAAUGGCGGCUCCCUUGACACUUGUCUUGAUUUUAGCAGUAACAAUAAGAGCAGUAUUAUUUCGGUCUAGCUUGGCUACACUGAUUUCUGAACGGGUUGAAGUUGUAUCUCCUCUAAAUUCGUGGAAGAGAGUUGUGGAGGGUCUUGCCUUGCUGGAUCUGGGGGUCUCACCAUAUUCAGGGGAUGUAUUUCAUGAAACACCUCUUAUCAUAUACCUCUUUCAUUUUGUGGUGGACUAUGCAGAGAUUGUAUUUAUGAUAGCAGAUGGAAUCACAGCAGUGGCUCUCUAUCUGUCAGUGAAGAGCUACAACAAAAAUGUGUUCAGAAAACAGAAGUAUGCUUUGGAGGCAGACAGGUAUCCACACGACUGUCUGGAGCUCAUGCGCUCACCCAAAGAGAUGUUCUACAUUCCUCUCAAAGUGGCAAUGUUUUACCUGUUGAAUCCCUUCACUAUACUAUCCUGUGUGGCAAAGUCUACCUGCGGUCUAAACAAUGCCAUUAUUGCAGUCUUCAUCCUCUGCACACUAAAAGGAAAUGCCUUGUUGAGUGCAAUAUUCUUGUCCUUGGCAACCUAUCAGAGCAUCUAUCCUCUCACAUUGUUUGCUCCUGCCCUUCUUUUCCUGCUACAGAGGUUGUAUAUCCCAGUCAACCCAUGCAGGAGUAGUUUCUGGUUCUUCACCCUGCAAUACGCCUUCAUGUUUGUGGGAAGUCUGGUUGUCAUUGUCUGCCUCUCUUUCUUUUUACUUGGAUCUUGGGACUUCAUUCCCUCAGUCUAUGGAUUCAUCCUCUCAGUACCAGAUCUUACUCCAAAUAUCGGCCUCUUCUGGUAUUUCUUUGCCGAGAUGUUUGAACAUUUUCGUUUCUUCUUCAUCUGCGUCUUCCAGAUUAACAUCUUUUUGUACACCAUCCCUCUUUCUAUCAAACUCAGGGAGCAUCCAGUAUUUCUCAUGUUCAUGCAGAUUGCCAUCAUCUCUAUUUUUAAAUCAUACCCCACUGUAGGAGACAUAGCACUCUAUAUGGCCUUCCUGCCUGCCUGGAGCCACCUUUACAGAUUUCUGAGGAACAUCUUCCUGGUUUCCUGCAUUUUGUUGGCAUGCUCAGUCCUCUUCCCUGUGCUCUGGCAUCUCUGGAUCUAUGCUGGCAGUGCCAACUCAAACUUCUACUAUGCCAUCACACUGCUAUUCAACGUUGGACAGAUCCUACUCAUGUCGGACUACUUCUACGCGUACUUGCGUCGGGAACAUCACCUGAGCCAGGGGCUGUACCUGCAGAGAAAGGAUGGCAGCGAGGCCACGCUGGUGUUAAAAUAGCAGCCUGUUUACCUCUUCUCUUCCUCCACCCUUCCCUGAUCUAUUUAUUUUUAACCUUUUUUUCUUGUCCUCUAUCCAACUUUCAUUUUCAAAGUUAAAAUUUGUGUUUACCAUUAAUCUGGAAAAUCCCUCUACCUACCGCACCAUAAUGAAAAUACUAAUGAAAUCGUGUACUACAAUGAGUGACCUACCAGUUUUCGUUCAGUAGGUGUAGGUGACCCAGUGAGCCCUGAUACUGCUCGCAGUUCUCUAAAACUCUAAACCCAGAGUGCGUGGCGUUGGGGUUCAUUUAAAUCCACACCGUCAAAUCAGUUAAAGGGCUAUUUACUCCCACAAACUGUGGCUGAAUUAUUCCAACAGGUUCAAUGCAGUGGAAUUUACCACCACUAGUCACAUGUUUCUCACCAUAGAUGGCACCUGUUUGUGUUCACGUUUACAACAUUCAAUGUCUCCUGCUCAGGCAUAAUAUGGCAAAGUUAGUCAGCAAAUUAGUCAUCCUGGUUCCGUUACCAGCAAAAUCUUAAUCUUAUCUUAAUUAAACUAAUCUUAAUUUCUCCCAAAGAAAACAACAAACAAGGGUCAGAAAAUGAAACUUAAACAAGUGCACCUAUAGUGAGUAAUGUGACGCCACAUCUUUGUUGUUAGGAAACUUGUGUAUAUAUAGUUUUUACUUGAAGAAAUAGGGUGAUGAUUUUGACAGACUUUGAGUUUCCUCCAAAGCCACACUCCUAGAGCAGAUGCUGAGGCAGCCACAGCAUCUCAAGAUUUUCUCAUGUUUCAUCUACAAUGAUUAACAGAACAUAUGCUAUAAUAUUUGCCUCUGUAUUGUGUACUAAUGUAUAUUUUUUCCAUUGUUACGGGUUGUUUUAAGGGGGAGUUUGACGCAUAUGGGCAGCAGAGGGAAAAUUUCUAAGUUACAUGAAAAUAUACCAUGCAAAUAAAGAAUGGUUCUAAAAUGG
Molecule: messenger RNA, 2280 nt
Organism: Pangasianodon hypophthalmus (striped catfish)
Lineage: Eukaryota; Metazoa; Chordata; Actinopteri; Siluriformes; Pangasiidae
Gene: pigu
Product: phosphatidylinositol glycan anchor biosynthesis, class U
Exons: 12
Coding region: 14-1321 (435 amino acids)
Biological process (GO): protein localization to cell surface; attachment of GPI anchor to protein
Cellular component (GO): membrane; GPI-anchor transamidase complex
Source: RefSeq, a predicted model, not a curated record